Owenia fusiformis is the source of this 1336-nucleotide messenger RNA. The record is from the annotation of a GenBank genome assembly. NCBI's taxonomy places the organism in Eukaryota, Metazoa, Annelida, Polychaeta, Sabellida, Oweniidae.
UUUUCAAAAAUCUCUAAAAUAACUUUUCAAGUCAUUAAAAUCCAGGUGUUCAGUUCAUAUUCAAGGAUCAGCUCUAAGCAGUUGCUCAAAGUUGACAAUCUACAACAAUAUUCAAAUACGACAACAUGUCAAGGUCACCAUUGCCAUAUGAUAUAAGUGAUUAUUCCCAGGAUCCUGUUGAUUAUCCUGGAGGAAGACGGCCAACACUUGACAGGGCUAUUUACAACCCAGGAUUCAAUCCGCAAUCUAUGUUAGUAACAGGAAAUGAGGUUAGGGAGCAACCUGAAAUACAUUCACCAAAGGCAAUAGUCAAGACAAAACCAACAAAACCAGAAAAAGAAGACAAGACAAAAGUCAAGACAAGAAAAGUCAAAGAUGAUUUUACUUACACUGAGCACAUCGAUAUUGACUUUGAGAGUAUGUUCUUUGAACCAGAUAAACCCAAGAUGUUGGCUCCAAUUUCAUGUUGCUUUGAAAUUCUCUACAAUGUUGGCCUGUAUGGAGUCUACAACCUCCUAUCGAUUGUAUUUGGAAUCUUUCUUUCGUUGGGGUGUGGAAUGCUGUUUGGGUUGUGUAGCUGCUGCACCGUCUGGUGCCUGCAGCCAUUUGUCAGAAUGUUCCUGAUGUUAAUACGUAUUAUGCAAAUCUUUUACAAGGCCGUUGUGGGGUGCUGCUGCGAUCCAUGCUACAACUCUCUCAGUUUGGUCUGCUCUAGAAUCAACGGCAGUUUUGGCUUGAAUGUUUCUGGUAUCAAUAUUGGACAGAAUAGUAUCGAAAGAGUUUGAGUACACACUCUGAACUAACUCUAAAGAUAACUAGGAUGUAACCAAACCAUGACAAUCAUUGAUUUAUGGUAACAAAAUGGAUGCACCAAAUAGUCUAAUUGCCUGGACAAAAGAGGUUCAGUAAUAAGAAAUACUGCAGAAAUAAGCAACCAUCUUGUAAAUUUCUUCUUGAGCAAAGCUCCUUUGUCUCUUAAGGCAUCACAAUAUAAAAUCUGAAUCAAAUCUGUCAACUAGUAUUUGAGUUAUUAAAGACUACCUUUUACAAAAAAGAUGGCGAUUUUGAAUUGAGCAGCUGUCUUAAAAAUUACUUCAUUAACAUUGUUCUUUUUACCUUAGGGCACCAGCGUAUACAAUUUGCUAUUAUUGAUACACAAAUUAUCAGUGAUUAUAUUUUUUAACAAAAACAUUGGCCAUUUUGAAAUUCAGUGGCCAUCUUAAGAAUGCUUUCUUGAGCAGAACCCCUGUGUGAUUAGGCAUCAGCAUAUCAAAUUUAAACCAAAUCCAUCAACUGGUAUUUGAGUAAUCAAAGGAUUAUGUUCUUUUACAAAAAA